Messenger RNA from Danio aesculapii, 1272 nucleotides. It is a transcript of the gene ucn3l, whose product is annotated as urocortin 3, like. The coding region runs from base 281 to 724 and encodes 147 amino acids. Gene Ontology annotation, biological process: cellular response to nutrient levels; adenylate cyclase-activating G protein-coupled receptor signaling pathway; digestion. The transcript has 2 exons. Lineage: Eukaryota; Metazoa; Chordata; Actinopteri; Cypriniformes; Danionidae. The record is from RefSeq and is a predicted model, not a curated record. Gene Ontology annotation, cellular component: extracellular region. Gene Ontology annotation, molecular function: corticotropin-releasing hormone receptor 2 binding; hormone activity.
CCAAUAAAUGACGUUAUUGCUGGCGUACGACUGCGGCGUAAUUGUGCUUAUACUAAAUGAAUGCACGUCCAAUGAGCAAACAGUCCAAGCGGAUAUUAUGAGCAACCAGGGAGAUAUCAAACCCACUAAAUCACUCUUAUGAUCCAAUGCGAUAUUGAGUUGAUAGUGACUCGCUUGCCUUUUCAAAAACACUUCGGACUCGAGAUCCAAAAGUUCAGAUUGAGCGAGCAGCGCUUCACCUCAGAAGACUUUCCUCCUUCAAAGAGUGCAGGGCAGAAUAAUGUGGCUCGCGCGGACCCUCCUCGCUCUGGCACUCCUUUGCGCACCAGUUUCCAGCCUCUGCUUACCAACAUACGACCCCGAGCCCAACUUUCUCUGCAACAACGAGGUGUUUUCCAAGGCGAAUGAUAAGGGUCAGCCGACGAACUCCCUGCUGGACAGUGUGAACCUGCUCUUCAAGUCAGCUCACGCGCUUUCCUCCGAGGAGCCGCGCGAGAGGAGGACAACUCCCGCGUCCAAAUACAGAUACUUGAGCCAGACGCAGCUCAGAAGUAAACUGUACCGCAACAGUGCGAAGAGCGACCGACGCAGCCAGGUCACUCUAUCCCUCGACGUGCCCACCAACAUUAUGAACAUCCUCUUCAACAUUGCCAAAGCCAAGAACCUGCGCGCGAAGGCGGACGACAACGCGCGUCUACUGGCGCAGAUUGGAAAGAGAAAAUGAACUCUUCGUGUUCGUGUCACCAAUUUGACUUGAGCAUUUUUGUAUCCACUUGAGGCAUGUUAUCUUUAAUUUAAUAAAGUUUGUUUUUCAGGUGCAUAUAGGCUAGCAGAUUGGCAAUAUUGGAAAUGAAUGGGACUUCAAAUUAUACAGGUGAUAUAAAUGGCGUUUGAUUUAGGAGGUGGGCUACCCAUUAAAGCGCAUAAUGGUUUAGAUACUUACGUUUGUUUAAUUGUUUAUUGUUUAACCGGAAAAAUUGACCUAUGACAUCCAUGACUGCAUUUUGAAAACACAAUUAUUGUUUUGAAACUCAAUUUCAACGCUAAAUUCAGAGAUUGUAGUAUCAAUUUAUGUAUUUUUUGACUGUUUUUUGCGCUGUGAAAGAAAAUACCGUUACUAUCUCUAUUCAUCAGCACAAUUUACCUAUCUCGGAUCGGAUGAAUGUUGACUUGACAAUUAUUAUUGAAAAAAUGUCAUAUGAAUAAAAUACACGGCUGAAGGGUUGGAUAUAAGUUCAGAAAACUUUCUGUUGAUGAAACCGACAGUUGAAU